UAGUGCGGUAAACUGAAGAUGAGACGAUGAUUGAGUUUGUUUACGUUUCUUGAAAAGUCAAAUAUUUCCUAUCUUUUAAAUAUGAUAUUAUUUUAGAAAAUCUUUGUAACUUUUUUUUACGCCAAGGGCCAAUUGUUUAACUUGAAUCGAAUCAGAGAGAUUGUUAAAAAUGCCUUCGCAAAGGCAGCAAUUUUGGUAUACAAAUGUGAAUGCAUACAAUUGGAAGAAAUCUUCAAAAGUACAAUUAGAAAGGGAACAUGUAGGGAAACACCCACUGCAAAGUUCUCCAGCACAUUUGGUGAAAGUAAAGUCGGACCCUUUCGAUGGAAUUGAUCCACUCACUGCAAACCUUAAUGAGCUUGACCCAUUAACCAGGAUGGUCGUGGACCAGGAGCAAAUAACGCCAUAUUCAAAUACAAAUAUUCGCUCGUCUAGGGACACUUUCGAACCAUGGUCGUUUCGAAAGUCUGCAAUUUUGAGUAGAUUUACAACACAGGAAAAAUUGUCAAUUACAACUUCAAUUUAUGUGACAGAGAGUGAAGUUCGAGGUGUAAGCGAGAAAGUUCUGCAUCGUUUGGAACAAUUAGACCUUGACAGUGGAUCCAAACAAUUCUUUGGAGGUCUUUCUCAGGAAGAAUAUACUCAUAAGAUUAAUCAACUUCAUCAACAAUUAACGGAAGCAUGGCAGUCAGAUUUACGAGUUAACGCUCUUAAAAUUUCAAUCCAGUGUUGCAAAUUGUUGGGGGAUACUUCAGUCAUAUCAUUUUAUCCCAGCAAAUUUGUCAUCAUUACAGACAUCCUGGACAAGUUUGGACAAAUGGUGUACACCCGACUGAAAGGGAAGCAAAGUGACAUCCUUCCUCCUGAAGUAGCAAAGGAAACCUGUAAAAAUUGGUUCUUUAAAGUUGGAUCAAUUCGGGAACUUCUGCCGAGAUUGUGCAUAGAAUUGGCCAUAUUGAAAUCAUAUUCUUUCAUUAAUCCCAACCCAGAAUACAGUAGAAUUUUAAUCCGGUUAUUAAAUUGCAUGUGGGGAAUUGGUGACCCUGUCGUUGCAAUUUAUCUAAGGUGCUACUUGUGUCGAGUGGCUAUGGAGCUGGUGCCAAACGAUAGGGAACUUUUCAUGAAAUGUUUUCAAGAUUUGCUUCUUUUACACGAUCAGGUUCUCGACAAUUUUCGUAACUCGCCUCAACUUGCCGAAGCCAAAGUGUCGAUGGAGACCUACAUGAUUGUCCUGAGUCCUGCGAUUGACUGGAUUUUACAAUGUCUAGUGCAUCGCGGAGAACAUUUAAGUUACACACUACAAUUGGUGUCGAAUGUUCCUCCAUUUUGGAAAUCCGUCUUGUUAAGUUCUGUUUUGGCCACAUUUCCUCCAUCAUUUGUUGCAGAAGAGUCUUUGAACAUAUUGGACGUGAUUCUAUCUUUGGAAACUAAUCUUUCCGAAAUUAUCCGAAACUUGGGACUCUGCCUAAUAAUUGUACAUCCACAACAUAUCCAUUCAAAGGAAAUCUGGCCCAAAGUUUGGUUUCUUAUCAAGAAACUUCAGAAUCGAGAUUCAUAUUUGGAUUGUUCAGUAGUGUGGAUGGAAUUUGUCGUAAAAAACUUCGGACCGGACCUUGUCAAUUUGUUUAUUGAAGAUAUCAUGAAUCACGUCUCGCUUAGAAAUAUUGAACAAUAUCAAGGAAAACUGGCGAAUGUUGUCGAUAAAUUGCUGACCUACUCAAGUGAUAUUACUCAGUUGUUGAGAAUGAACAAGUUUGUCAAAAUGGUGAGCAUUCUCCCUGUGGAUAAUGCCAAAUCCGUCAUUGCAACAUUUAACGCUAAACAUCAAAACGCACUGGGCGACAAUAUUCUGAUUAGCACAAUUAUGCAUUUUGCUUGUAUGCUUCAUGAUUCCGUAGAUGCACUUACACCGGUCGAUGAAGUAAAACAGAUUGGAAGUCUCAUCAAUGGAUUUAUCCUUCGAGUAAAUUAUGGCCGUGAUUAUGAGAGACAGAUACAAUUUUAUGACGAAGCGAGAGGUUCCUUCACCAAUAUUGAUACCGUCCUAGUGGAGCUAAUUCAGUGUGUUUGCCGACUUGGAAUGGAAGUCGGAUAUAUUGUCGGAGGUCAUCAUACUAAGAGAACCAGAGGAUUUCUCUCAGCUUGUAUAGCAUACGCUUUCAUUACCAUUCCAUCACUAGAAAAUUGUUACACCCAAAUUCAACUUUAUCAUCUUACUAGUCAAGUGGCUUAUGCGAAUCAGUGUGUUAGUCAAGGCGAUGCAUGUCUGAAAGCUGCCAUAAAUUCUUUAAACGAAAAUCGGAACGAGUUUGAUUGUGGAGAACCAAUUUUGAUUGAAUUUGUCUGUAAUCUGCUUGGAACACUUCUUGCCGUUCCAGACCAUCCAAAAGAAACAAUGCUAUACAUGCUUAAAGCCUUGAUGACUAUUCAAUGGAACUCUGACGUAGUUCAACUGCGAUAUUUGGCACUGCUUGGAGCCUAUGGACAAAAAGAAUAUCCAUACAAGUUCAAUUUGGUCGAGACUAACAGCGAACUAUACGGAACUGCCAAACCCUUUAUUGCAGAAGUGGACCUGUUGGCGGACAACGUUCUAAAAGAACUACUCUCGCACCUCAAACAAUUGAGUGACCAACGCCAGACGAAGGCUCGGGCUAAACUAAGCUUAGACAUCUUUUGGGAAAUCGUUAAUUGGGGGGACAUUUCUGUCAUGACAAAUUAUGCUCUCGAUUUAUGGGAAGUGUCCAAGAAGGGAUUGGAUCCAGCCGUUAUAAACCGUUCCACCGAGCCAUUAAGGAAAAAAGCAAACGUUAAACAGGAAUAUCAACCCUUAUCUUCCAAAUUGAUGAUAACCACAUAGUAGUAGUAGUAGUAAAAAUAGCAAUAAUGUUGAAACGCUUAAAGAUUUAAUUGCAUUACGGACAUUAAAUACUAUUUAUUCUUGUUCAGUUAAUUAAUACAUGUAUAAUGAGUGCAGUAAAUAUAUAGACUCGGACACACAUAGAUGUUGGAAUCAAAAGUCAUGAACGGUUUGGUUUUUAGCUAGCUGUUGUUAUAAUUUCUUCUUGGCUGCAAUAAUAAUAUUGUGAGUGACAUUACUAACCAAGAGUAGGACCAUUGUAUUACCGGUUAAAGGUAUAUUUCUAUUUCUAGUUUCGUGUACUACGUGGAGAGGAGUUUGGAAACUACAUCAAAAGACAUUCUGUCCUUAUUAUUACAUUCCACUAAUUAAUGUGAAUAUUUCAGUACCAGUCAAAACUGAAUAUCAAAUCAUUUCAAAAUAAGUAAUGUAACAUCCAGCACACCAAUAAUAACAGGAAUAAAUGGCGAGAGACUAUAAUAAUGA
Messenger RNA from Folsomia candida, 3343 nucleotides. Its product is annotated as VPS35 endosomal protein sorting factor-like. Gene Ontology annotation, biological process: endocytic recycling. Gene Ontology annotation, cellular component: endosome. The coding region runs from base 170 to 2857 and encodes 895 amino acids. The transcript is spliced from 19 exons. The record is from RefSeq and is a predicted model, not a curated record. NCBI's taxonomy places the organism in Eukaryota, Metazoa, Arthropoda, Collembola, Entomobryomorpha, Isotomidae.